AUGGCCCUGUUCAGGCCUCUCCCGGAGGAGGAGUGUGCUGACCCCCGCAACAACGAGGGCGACAGUGUCACGAAACUGCACCUGGACAUGACAGAUGCUGUGAACAUCCUGCUGCAUUCCCAGUACGCACGUGGCGGCGGCCCAGGCCCGGCGCGCUGCGGCGACGACGCGCCAGAGCUCCCAGGCUACAACGGCGCGGGCGCGGUGUGGGACAUCCUGCGGCGCGAGGACGUGCCCGCGCUGUGCGGCUGGCUGCGGGCCCACGCGGCCGAGUUCACCCACGAGGGCGAGGGUGUGGCGGGCUACCUGGGGGCCGGCCCCGACGCGGAGGCGCCGGUGCUGAGUUUGGAGAUUGCUGCGACCCUGAACGGGCCCGGCUGA
Molecule: messenger RNA, 381 nt
Organism: Monoraphidium neglectum
Lineage: Eukaryota; Viridiplantae; Chlorophyta; Chlorophyceae; Sphaeropleales; Selenastraceae
Exons: 5
Coding region: 1-381 (126 amino acids)
Biological process (GO): regulation of transcription by RNA polymerase II
Cellular component (GO): histone deacetylase complex; chromatin
Molecular function (GO): chromatin DNA binding; histone H3K9 demethylase activity; transcription coregulator activity
Source: RefSeq, a predicted model, not a curated record